Molecule: messenger RNA, 4052 nt
Organism: Paramecium octaurelia
Lineage: Eukaryota; Ciliophora; Oligohymenophorea; Peniculida; Parameciidae
Source: the annotation of a GenBank genome assembly
AUGAAAAGAUUGUUUUUCCUCAUAAAUAUAUAUAUCACUAUUGGAUUAUUGAUUUGUAAGGACGAAUAAGGUUUAACCUUGCAACUUGACAAGUCCAUCACAAUCCCCAAUUAUAAUUGCACCCUCAACGUAAGUAAUGAAAAACUAAUCAAUCUGACAUCCUUGGGAGGGUAACUUUAAAUUACAGGAACUGAAUUGCUUUUGAAUUAGAACAUUCUAUUACAAGGUUUCCGACAAGUUGAAUUUCAGAAUAUCACUAUUGAUACCCAAACUAAAGUGCUUUCAAUAUCAACACAAGUCCUUCUGAAGAAUGUUACACUCCUAAGAAAUUGUUAGAUCAACGCCACCAAAGUAUUGAUUCAACAGACUAUCAUGACCAAGAUGACCUUCCAAUAUUAUCCGGUUUUUGAUUCCCCUAUCGAUGUAGAUGGACUGAUUAUAUCUGACUCAACUUUUUUUAGAAGUUCCCUUGUCCAAAAACAAAGUAGAAUACGCAAUCUUCAGUUUAACUAAGUCAGUUUCAUCAACUCGACUCUGGCCACACUUGCUUAAUUAAAUAGAAUCACUUUUAAUAACUCAUUUGUGAUUUAAAGUAUUUUGAUUGCUACAGAUAUUUCACAAGAAAUUACAAUUCAAAAUUCCUACUUCACUCUUUCCACAGUCUUACAAGCCAAUGGCACACUUUAUACUACAAUUAUUAAUGUAACACUUUCCCAAAGCACUUUGAUGAAGAUGCAAGGCCAGAAUCAAAUUUAAAUUUCUGGCAAUCGAUUUCAUUCUAUCAUAUCAGAAUCUCCACUCAUUGUGGCAGAGAGUAAAUAUAUAUCAAUCCUAAAUACGACGAUGGUGAACAUUCAAUCAGAGGUAAUCCUGUAUUUAAACUCACAAAAUAUCUUGAUCAAACAGUUUAAUUUGAAUGAUAUUUAAGGAAGUUUAAUGUAGAAUACACAUAAUUCCAGUAAUGUCAUAAUUAAUCAAGUCACACUCUAAUCUAGUCAAUCAGUUAACCCAUUGUUUUCUGUGAAUGGCACUCUCUCAAUUUAUAAAGGGAGUUUCGAUUCUAUUUUCGGUACAAUAUCAAAUAAGAAUUUAAUUCAAGAACUCCUAAUUGAUUAGGUCAACUUCACUCGCAUAUCUGAUUCGCUUUUAUUUGACCUAGAAUGGACCUCCUUGAUUCAAAUCACCAAUCUGAUUAUGAGUAAUUGUGCAUCGACCCAAUUUGCAAAGUUCUCUAACAUUGUAAAUGUUGUAAUAAGAAAGUUUAAAAUGGAAGAUUGCGAGGAGUGCAGUUUCCUCCACAUUGAUAACUCAUAAAUUGAACUGAGUCUAAUUAAGAUAUUUUAAAUUAGGAACUACUUGAUUCCAUUCAUUGUAAUCCAAAAAUCCACCUUUAUAAUUAAAUAGAGUCAGAUUUUUAAUGUGAAUUAGAACAACAAAUAACUUCUCAGAUUGGAGGAUAGCAAUAAGGUAAUAUUCAAUGAAUUGUAGCUUUAUGACAUCAAUUGCUAAUUUUGCGAUGGAGUCAUCGUAAUAUAGAAUAGUCUGCACACCGAUAUACAAAAAUGCAUAUUCAGGAAUUCUAUCUCAUAAUUAGGUUACAUGAACAUCGACAACAACACCAAUUUAGUAGCUUCUGAUAAUUAGUUCACCAAUAUCACUAGUUCCUAUGGAUCUGCAUUUGCCGUUACGAAUUCGUCAAUCAAAAUCUACUAAAACAAAUUUAUUGAUUUAACUGCAACUGAAGGUGGAGUCAUUUAUUUGAAUCAAACAGGAGAUUCAACUCAUUAUAUUGAAUUCAAUCAAUAUGAAAAUUGUACUAUGAAAACCAGCAAGCAUAUUUAUCUAAUCACAACCUAAAUUGUUGAGCCAGAUGUUUUGAUCUACAACACUGGGCCAGUUUACGUUAUUGUGGAUAAGACAACCUAUUUGCUAGACGAUUUGAUCAAAAAGAACGCAAUAAUCGAGUAUGAUAAAAUAAAGAGUGGACAGAUGUUUGAAUUCAUCAUAGCUCUUUUAGAUAGUGGGAUGAAUAGACUGUGCAAAUUGACUAAUUAUUUGAGAAUCGACCAGAUGGUGUUUCGAUUGGACUUGCAGAAGUGCCAAUAUGCAAUAUCGUAUACUCAAUACUAAAAUCUGCCAAUGAAUGAAACCAUAGAGGUGCAUAUGGAGUUCCCCUAACUUGAAUUCUAUAAUGAUACCUUCAAAUUAUCACUAUACUUAGGUAUGAUGGAAUGUGGGAUUGGAGAAGAGUGGACCAAUUAAACCUGCUAAUAGUGUCCUGUUGGAUCAUACAGUCUGACAAAUUAUAGAUAAUGUAUGCAAUGCGUAACUUCAAUUGAAUCAUGUCCUGGAGGGUCAUAGUUGAUUGUUAAGCAAGGUUAUUGGAGACCAAACAAUUUGACUGAUGAAAUUGAAUAUUGUGGAACUUCCCAGUCCUAAUGCUUGGGAGGAGCAGAGGAUUUCACUUGCUCCUAAGGUUACGUUGGAGCAUUAUGCAGUGAUUGUGAUUAUUACGCUGUAAAAUGGAAUGCUUCAUACACACAGAAUUACAGUGGAAGUUGUUCCUUGUGUUAAAACGAUGCAUUUAACUUAUUAAAGAUACUUCUAUCAUUCUUGUGGAUAUUAGUUGUGUUGUUUAUAUCAGUCAGAGGAAGUUUGAAGUUGGUGCGAUCCCAAUUAUCAGCCUAUUAUCUACGGAUGAUGGGUAUAUUCUUUGCGAGCAAAUCUACCAUGGUAAUAGAUUAGACUGAGAUCCUGAUUAAAUUGGUUUCUAGUUACUUUCAAUUGAUUUCGAUAAUUUUAAUAGUUGAAUUUGAGUUCCCUACUCCAAUAGUGUUUUUUGCUUAGGUGAUAGGGAAUCCACUGUCCACAUUAGGAUUCUCCAUUGAGUGUUUUCUAUUGCAUUCUCACAUAGAUAUUGAAAUAGUAUAUUUGAGGCAGUUUUGGAAUUUGUUUGUUUCAUUACUGUUCGUUUUUUCGUUUGUAUUGAUCUACUCAAUAUUGCAACUGUGCAAGAAACAGCAACUAGAGAACUCAACCAAGACUAUUUUCAUCACUUGUGUCAUCCAAGUGAACUUUUACUUUUAAGGGGACAUCAUCGAAGGACUGUUGAAAUUGAUGUUCUGCAUCAAAGCCUCAGGCCAAUACUACAUUCAGGCAGCCACUUCAUACAUUUGCUAUACUGAGGAGUAUUACUUCUACUUGGAAAUAUUUAUAAUCCCUACCUUGAUGAUAGUGGGCGUAAUAUCUCCCAUCUUUUACAUAGUGAAGUUGUGUCUGAACAAGAACAAGUUGUGGACUUGCAAACUGCGAAUGCCCUAUGGUUAUUUAUAUGUGGAAUAUAAGGAUAGAUACUAUUAUUGGGAGUUCAUCUGUUUUUUUGUGAAGUCGAUCUUCUAUCUUCUGGAGACUCUGUUGAUUUAGGACAUCAAACAGAUGUUUCUGUUUGCAAUAUUGGUUUUAUUGAUAUACUUAGAGUUAUUGAACCAACACCAACCUUACAUCGAGAAACAAUACAACUUCAUCGACAAGAUAUCCACUCAAUUAGCCAUCAUCACCUUGAUUGGUACCUAUAGUCAGCACAAGAACCCCUACAGUUGGUUGGUGUAUAUGUUGUCGAUAUCCUGUUCGAGUCUUAACAUCCUGUAUUGUUCCUACAUAGCCACGAAGAUCAUCAAGGAGUACUUGUCUGGGUUGUAACAGUAACACAUAGAGAAGAUAGUGAAUUUAAUCAUACGAUACCCUUGCAUCAAGCAUUGCAUCAAGAAACCCAAGAAUUAUAAUGCCAAACGAAAGGCGUUGUUACUGUGGAAGAAGGCCAGGAUUUACGUUAUGGAGUUCAUUGGAAAAUUGAAGUUACAAAAAUCGAAUCUGAAUCUGAGUUCCCAAUAAUUAGUCAACUCCAAUAGACCCAAUACCUCAUCCACUAAUACUACCAUCAGUUUAUUGAAUUCGAUUGCCCCUCAGUUACUCAAAUAUAUGUAUAUCCAUAGAUUAUAUAGUAGCAAAUUCGACCGAAACAAGAUCAAUUAGAGAGUGAUCGAGUAGAAUGA